AUGCAUCAUCCACUCGAAGAGAUCUGCAAUUCGACUCGCUUGUUAGUCCUACGAAUUCCAAGGUUGCUAUUCCUCGGAUUAGAGCAUGCCUGGAAUGCAGACAUCGAAAGACGAGAUGUGACGGCUACCAGCCAUGCCAUCAAUGUGACUUUUUCAAUGUCGCUUGCGAGUAUGCUGAGGGGAAGCAAGAGAGAGCCAAGAGAACUUGAAGAACAAAUUGGUGUAGAUGCCCAGGACCGAGAGAUGAUCGAUAGAGUUCUCAAUCGGGUAUGUAUAUCCCUGCAAUCAUCGCAUGCAAUAACCCCAGGAUGA
This is a messenger RNA of Aspergillus novofumigatus IBT 16806, 312 nucleotides long. RefSeq lists its product as uncharacterized. NCBI's taxonomy places the organism in Eukaryota, Fungi, Ascomycota, Eurotiomycetes, Eurotiales, Aspergillaceae. The coding region runs from base 1 to 312 and encodes 103 amino acids. The transcript has 4 exons. The record is from RefSeq and is a predicted model, not a curated record.